GAGUGUUAGGAACCGAACUGGGAGGGGACGUUUGACUGACCAGUAAAGAAGUGCGUGGUGUUGUGUACAUUUUUAUCGUUUCUAAGCUAGUUAACACAUGAACGGCAAUUUACACCGUGAACUGGUAGUAGUGGCGGGAACAAAAUAGGACAGUUUGCAUCUGAAUGCAAGCGGGGGCUGCGAGUGACUGAAUAGCGGCAGGUAGGGAGAGCUGUAUCGGUCAGCCAUGGGUUUCCGAAAGAAGAACAAGAGCCCGCCGGUGCUGAGCCACGAGUUCGUGAUCCAGAAUCACGCGGAUAUGGUUUCAUGUGUGGCUAUGAUAAUUCUCCUCGGCCUGAUGUUCGAGGUCACAGCAAAGUUUGCCAUAAUGUUCAUCACCAUUCAAUACAAUGUGACUCAAAGUCUUGAUGAGAGGGCUGAGCAAGUGAACCUGUACCAGUACGGUCCUAAAGACAUAGCCACUGUGUUCUUCUACCUGCUCAUUGCUGUCAUACUCCACGCCUUAAUACAGGAAUACAUUCUCGAUAAAAUGAAUAGGCGGUUGCACCUGUCGAAAACCAAACAUAGCAAGUUCAAUGAAUCGGGACAGCUUGCUGCCUUCUACUUAUUGUCCUUCAUCUGGGGCUGCAGCAUCUUAACGGCGGAGGAAUUUGCGACAAAUCCUACUUUCUUAUGGGAGGGCUACCCACACACCCACAUGGUACCGGAUCUCUGCCUGCCUGUAACCUGCCCUCUCUGCAGCUUUCAGGUGAAGUUCUUUUACAUUUGCCAAAUCGCAUACUGGCUCCAUGCCCUUCCUGAGCUGUACUUCCAGAAAGUGAGAAAGGAGGAUAUUCCCCGCCAGCUCUAUUACAUUUGUCUUUACGUCUUCCACAUCACCGGUGCCUACAUCUUAAACCUCCACCGGCUGGGCCUGGUGCUGCUGGUACCUCACUACCUGGUGGAGCUCCUGUUCCACGCCUCACGCCUCUUCUACUUCAGUGACGAGAACAAGCAGAAGGGUUUCACUCUGUGGGCGCUACUUUUCAUCAUCGCUCGCCUCCUUACCCUCACCCUCUCCGUACUGACUUUUGGCUUCGGACUGCCCCGCGCAGAGAACCAGGGUUUCUCACUGGCAAAAGGCAACUUCAAUGUGCUUACCAUUAGGAUGACGUGCCUGGCUGCCAUUUGCCUGACCCAGGCCUGGAUGAUGUGGAAGUUCAUCAACUUCCAGUUGAAGAAGUGGAGGGAGCACAGCCAGAGCCAGGCCUCCAAGAAGAAGGCUUUCAGCCCAAAGAGCAAGCCCCACAAGAAGGACCUGGCCCGGGUAGGUUCUGCCAACGGUGUGGUGAAGUCCGAUGACAAGGCCUCACCCCGUGCGAGAAAAGCCAAAGCCUCAUAGAGUUGGAGGGAGAGAAUGGAGGGAUGGAGCUAAGGAGAAGUGAGGGGGCUAUUCUCAAUGUGACAUUUUGUCUUUUCAUCACUUACUUUUUUUUAAUCUAUUCCCAAAAAGAACCUUAACUGUCUCUUUUAUGUUAGAACCUAUGUUUUAAUAGUCAUGUUUUUGUUUGUUUUGAUGACCUCAUGUUUGUGUUCAGUUGUUAUUUCUGUGGAUGGGGAUGUAAGCAGGGCAGGGUCAACUGGUUAAAUGUUUUGAAGUAUGAAUCUGCUACCUGUGUGUGCCCCACCAGCUGCCCCACUGCUGAACGAAAACAUGGGGUUUGGCCCUAAGCCACUCUGGGCUGGCCUUUUAGGCAAGGUGUGUCUGCUAAAUCUCUCCUACUCAAAUGAUGUUGCUUGAGAGAGAGGAAGUGGGAAGUAACUGGAUAGAUAAUUGGUCAAAAAGUCAUUUUUGGAGAGGAAUUAUCUGUUGGGCUUGCAUCCAGCUUCAGGGCCCUAGUCAAUCAAACUUUCCAACUGGAUUUCUGAGGAAGUCAAACAUGCACUGUUCAAUUUUUACAGCAAGAGUGCAUGUCACGAUUCAUGUUCUCAACAUAACAUGUAAAUCAAGAAGUGUGUGAAACGUUGGACCUAACGGUGUCCAUUUGAUGCCUAUAUUGUUACUUGCUUUUGCCGUAUGAAAUCUGUGCUAUUAUGGAAUUGAGGCACUGUUAGUAGUUAGUCAUUGAGUAGCCCCAUCUCACAGAUUGACCAACUCUCUAUCAGCCAUAUUCUGACUCAACUGGCCUUUAUCCAAAACUCCAUUACUGGAGAUACUUUCUUUAUCCAUGCAGACAGAACUAGAUCUCUUGAGAAAAUGAUGCGUUGAUGUACAGUCCCAGUCAAAAGUUUGGAUACACCUACUCAUUUCAUGGUUUUCUUUAUUUUUACUAUUUUCUGCAUUGUAGAAUAAUAGUGAAGACAUCAAAACCAUGAAAUAACACACAUGGAAUCAUGUAGUAACCAAAAAAGUGUUGAAACCAAUCAAAAUAUAUUUUAGAUUCUUCAAAGUAGCCACCCUUUGCCUUGAUGAUAGUUUUGCUCACUCUUGGCAUUCUCUCAACCAGCUUCAAGAGGUAGUCACCUGGAAUGCAUUUCAAUUAACAGAUGUGCCUUGUUAAUUUGUGGAAUUUAUUUCCUUAAUACGUUUGAGCCAGUCAGUUGUGUUUUGACAUGGUAGUGGUGGUAUACAGAAGAUAGCCCUAUUUGUUAAAAGACGAAGUCCAUAUAAUGGCAAGAACAGCUCAAAUAAGUAAAGAGAAACGAAAGUCCGUCAUUACUUUAAGAUGUGAAGGUCAAUCAAUCUGGAAAAUGUCAAGAACUUUUAAAGUUUAUUCAAGUGCAGUUGCAGAAACCAUUAAGCACUAUGAUAAAACUGUCUCUCUUGAGGACCACCACAGGAAUGGAAGACCCAGAGUUACCUCUGCUGCAGAGGAUGUUCAUUAGAGUUACCAGCUUCAGAAAUUGCAGACCAAAUAAAUGCUUCACAGAGUUCAAGUAACAGACACAUCUCAACACCAACUGUUCAGAGGAGACUGUGUGAAUCAGGCCUUCAUGGUUUUAUUGCUGCAAAGAAACCACUACUCAAGGAAGGCAAUAAGAAGAAGAGACUUGCUUGGGCCAAGAAACACGAGCAAUGGACAUUUGACCGGUGAAAAUCUGUUCUUUGGUCUGAUGAGUCUAAAUUUGAGAUUUUUGGUUCCAACCGCUGUGUCUUUGUGAGAUGCAGAGUAGGUGUGUGAAGCAUGGAGGAGGAGGUGUGAUCAUGUGGGAGUGCUUUGCUGGUCACACUGUCUUUGAUUUAUUUAGAAUUCAAGUCACACUUAACCAGCAUGGCUACCACAGCAUUGUGCAGCGAGACGCCAUCCCAUUUAGUUUGCGCUUAGUGGGACUAUCAUUUGUUUUUCAACAGGACAAUGACCCAACACACCUCCAGGCUGCGUAAGGGCUAUUUGACCAAGAAGGAGAGUGAUGGAGUGCUGCAUCAGAUGAACUGGCCUCCACAAUCAUCUGACCUCAACCCAAAUGAGAUGGUUUGGGAUGAGUUGGACCGCGGAGUGAAGGAGAAGCAGCCAAUGAGUAUGUGGUAACUCCUUCAAGACAUGGAAAAGCAUUCCAGGUGAAGGUGGUUGAGAGAAUGCCAAGAGUGUGCAAACCUGCCAAGGCAAAGGGUGGCCACUUUGAAGAAUCUCAAAUAUAAAAUAUAUUUAUAUAUUUCUUUGGUUAUUACAUGAUUCCAUUUAUGUUAUUUCAUAGUUUUGAGGUCUUCACUAUUAUUGUACAAUGUAGAAAAUAGUACAAAUAAAGAAAAACCCUUGAAUGAGUAGGUGUCCAACUUUUUUGACUGAUACUAUAUGUGGAGGAUUUGUGCAGGAGUUCAGGUGAGGUUUUUUGUGUUUCGGUUCAGGAUUUCAAUCUCCGUUAAGAUUAUAUUCAUUACUGAACAAUGCCAAUAAUUAAUGCCUCAAGUUAUAGAGUUAAGCCUAAAGGGUCAUGGUUAGGUUUUGACGAGCCGUUGAGUUUGCAUCUCAGAAGCAUUCAGUGGCCUUUUUUUCACAUCCACUGGAAGUGUUGAGUUAUUUAUUUCAGUCGUAUCUUUUUUAAAAUUUUUAUCAUGCUUUGGCAACUCUAUAACCAACAUAGACGAGGUACAAAGCGAAACGCUUUCAGUCUCAACCCAAACGAUACAAUCCUCCUUUUAAGUGUCCUUAAAAUGUCAGUGGCGUGAGCCAUGGAGUUCUCCUCGGGUUUUCUUUUUUUGCCUUUUUUAUAUCUGGGUGUAUGGCACAGGAGGCUGAGGGGAGGAUGGCUCAUAAUAAUGGCUAGAAUGGAAUGGUAUCAAACACAUGGAAAAUAUGUAUUUGGUGUGUUCAAUACCAUUCCAUUAAUCCAUUCCAUCAAUCCGUUCCAGCCAUUACUAUGAGCCCGUCCUCCCCAAUUAAGGUGUCACCGGCUGCCUGUGGUGUAUGUUGGCAGGCAGCUGCCUCCAUAGUCACCCACUUAUUAUACUGUACAUCCCAUUCUCAGAUAGAUAGUCUCUUGCCAGACGGCUUACUUCCGCAAUCUUUGAAUGUGCCGUUGCCCAAGUUCUGGCUAUAAGAGACUAAUUCUCAGAUGGGACGUGUGUGUGUGUGUGUGUGCGUGCAUGCCCGUGUCUAGUUCUACCUGUGGUUAUGUCUACUGUGUGUGCCCGUGAGGAAGUGAAGGCUCUGCAUGAUUCAUGCUUUUAGUGUCUUUGCAUUUUCACUUUAAAAAAAAGUUGUUGCCCUUGUGGCUUCAUGGAGUUUGACAGACAGUUUAACUCCCCUUGUUUCCUUUUAAAUCCUUUACCUUGUUUUCAUUUCACCUUUUUGUUCAUUUACAAAAAAAGGCUUUUGUAAUGAAGACCGUGAGUGGUAACUGAGUUAUAUUUUAUAUAAAGUCUUAUUGGAUGUUUGCUUACAACCCCUGACCCUUCCUUAACCCCUGUCCUGUGUGAAAUAGAUUCUGUGACUUCUGUUUGCCACAUUUGGGCUGAAGGGGCCUUCUUGCUCUACCAGUCCAGUGAUUUGGACAUUGCAAUUGGACACUUAUGUUAUGUCCUGUAGAGACCAAAUGCUGUUGUCACAAAUGGGACGAGUUACCAUUCCUAGCCUGAGCUCAGAUCUGUUUGUGAUUUGCCAACUUCUCUGACUAGCAUUAUAUUUGGCUGAAGCAUAUACUGAUCUGGGACCAGGCUGCUUGUUUGGUAGGUUGAGUAGUAGUAUUGCUUCGGCAGGAAAUGGAUGACUUGAGUUUAGUUCUCAUGCUGCUCUAUCUAAAGCGGAAGUUGAAAGUGUGGAGGACUGGUGUUCUGUUUUGAGUCUGUUACAUGGCAAUGUCUUAGGAGGAAAGGAGGAGCAGAUUACUUUUAUACCAGCCUUUUACUUUAAUGUAUCUGAUAUUUAAAAUAAAAUAAUCUAUAUGAAUUUAACGCUACUCUGUACUAAAUAACUGUCAGAUUUUUUUAGCUAUUUUUAUAGUUGAAAAAAACUGUUAAAGUUCACUAAUAUUCACCACACACACAGAAAUAUAUAUGAAUAGUAUUUUGCAUCCUUAUUGGUAUGAGUUGUUUUUAUACAUCAAAAGACCAAGCUUGCUCCCCUUUAAGUCAGGGUGCACAUUUCAGUGUGAGAGAACUAGUCCUAUUUCAUAGUUUCACCAUCUUAUACUCUAUUUCAUAGAUUUGGCCCUGUAUUGAAUUAGAGUAAAUAAGAACCACUCUGCCAUAGGACAAUGCUCUGAAAGCACUAUACUGAAAUUGUGUCUUCUGCAGUAAUUACAGUAGAAUACUAUAAAAUGAUCUGCUAUCCAUGUAAUUAGAUAGCCAUGUUUGAUCAGCAAGGAUCCUGUUAUGUUUCUUUGUGUUUUAUUGUUCUAAGGUGUGUCCUGCAGGGGUAUUUAAUUGGGCCGGAAUGAUACCAGUAUCUCAAUGUUUUUUUUUUCCAUGGCAAUAAUGAAAACACGAAGCUGAUCAAGUCUUUGGUCUUUUAAAAACCUGCUGUAUGACACAUUGUGUGCUAUAGCUUGGAAAAUAAAUGUGACAACAUAAUGAGGUUUGUUUCUAACAUUAGGGCUGUUUUCUUAAAGAAGUUAAACCUGCUUUGUUUCCUUGCCACGAUACUAACGAGUAUUGCGGUAUUAGUAUCGUCCCGGUCCUAGUAUUUAACUUGAGCAUUUGCCCUUCAUCCAUUCCUUUACUGAUUGAUUUGAUAUCAUAGUUCGUCAUGAUGCAAGAGCUGAGUAACAUGAGCGUCCUUCAUCCAGGUUAGGAGACAUGAUAUUCCCCUCUGAGUUGUCUUCUCACUCGUACCACCACGCACACUAUUGAAAUAUUCAGCAUAGUGAAGCAUGACACCAAUGGAUGCCACGGUCUAUACUGUCAGCAUUUUGGGUUGUAGCACUGAUGUGUCUAACCUAGCUCUUGACUGCAAUGACCAUUUGAUCUCUGGUAAGGUGGCAAUUUAUCCACACAAUGCAAAGACCCAUGCUAAUAGUUUUAGUUUCAUAUUAACCUUUUGAGUGGCAACUACCAUUAAUGCAUUUGAGAUGAUGAGAUGCAUACAUGCUUCAUAACAGCCAGGAACAGAGAAAACACUACAUUAUUUCAGAUUGUUUUGUUGGGUUAUUUUGCUGCUUGCGUCUAAAUGUUGUAUAAUCCUUUUUUAAAUGUGUCGUCUCUGAUAUGCUCUGGACCGUAUGUAUUUAUCCGAAACCUUGUGAUUUUUUGUUUAUUUGGUAGUAUUUUUUUAUUUAAUGUUUGAAUAAAGCCUUUGUUGACUAUCCUGAGUGA
Molecule: messenger RNA, 6730 nt
Organism: Oncorhynchus kisutch (coho salmon)
Lineage: Eukaryota; Metazoa; Chordata; Actinopteri; Salmoniformes; Salmonidae
Product: translocating chain-associated membrane protein 1-like 1
Exons: 11
Coding region: 227-1381 (384 amino acids)
Biological process (GO): protein insertion into ER membrane; SRP-dependent cotranslational protein targeting to membrane, translocation
Cellular component (GO): endoplasmic reticulum membrane
Source: RefSeq, a predicted model, not a curated record